This is a messenger RNA of Pseudomyrmex gracilis, 1258 nucleotides long. Its product is annotated as arginine-hydroxylase NDUFAF5, mitochondrial. The coding region runs from base 50 to 1132 and encodes 360 amino acids. The transcript has 3 exons. NCBI's taxonomy places the organism in Eukaryota, Metazoa, Arthropoda, Insecta, Hymenoptera, Formicidae. Gene Ontology annotation, biological process: mitochondrial respiratory chain complex I assembly. The record is from RefSeq and is a predicted model, not a curated record. Gene Ontology annotation, cellular component: mitochondrion. Gene Ontology annotation, molecular function: S-adenosylmethionine-dependent methyltransferase activity.
GCUAGCGCACCGUGCGCGAGUUAAAAGGUUAUGUCGUACAUCUACAGAAAUGGUACCAAAAUUCUUAUUUCGUCGUGUUGUAACUCACGCAACGUGCGCAACAUACUCCAAAGUUUUGUUAAAUCCUCUAUAUAUUUCCACUGAUAGAUGCAACGCUGCGUUCAUGUCUGCUCUGCCUCCUGACAGUCCAAUGAAUGUUUUUGAUAGAAAUGCCAAGUUAUUGCAUCGCGAACGCGCUGCCAAGCGUGUCGAUGCUCAUCUGUACGAUUAUAUUAAGGACGAAGUGGGUGAGAGAUUGUCCGAUCGGAUAUUUGAUAUCAAACGAAAAUUUUCAAAGGUCCUUGAUCUUGGGUGUGGUCGUGGACAUGUAUCGAAGCGAAUUCUUAAUGAGUCUGUGGAAGAAUUGACACUGGUAGACAUGAGUCCAAGUUUUGUGCAACAAGCUGAAACCACCAAGGGGAUAAAAAUUCGGAAAAGAGUUGUUGACGAAGAGAAUUUAUCUUUUGACGCCAACAGCUUUGAUAUGGUAAUCAGUUGCCUGAGUCUUCACUGGGUAAAUGAUCUACCUGGAUGCUUUAGACGGAUCAAUAACAGUUUGAAGAAUGACGGAGUUUUUUUAGCAGCUGUAUUUGGAGGUGAUACAUUAUAUGAAUUGAGAAGUUCCUUGCAAUUAGCUGAACUUGAAAGACAUGGUGGAAUCUCGCCGCAUAUUUCACCGUUUGUGGAAAUCAGGGAUAUUGGAGCUUUGUUAACAAGGGCAAAUUUUACUAUGUUGACCAUUGAUACCGAUGAGAUAGUUAUUGGCUAUCCAAGUAUGUUUCAUCUCAUGUGGGACUUAAAAGGAAUGGCUGAAAAUAACACAGCCAGAAAUCGUAACUUGCAUAUAUCGAGAGAUAUAUUGAUCGCAGCUGCAUCUAUAUAUAAAGAGCUCUAUGGAAAACCGAAAGAAGAUAACACCAUAUUUGUUCCUGCAACAUUUCAAAUAAUAUAUAUGUUGGGAUGGAAACCAGAUCCGUCGCAACCGAAACCUCUUGAAAGAGGAACGGGACAAGUAUCGCUCAAAGACUUGUACAAACUCGAUAAAAUAAUCAAAUCCAGGGAGAAAACAAAAUUAGGUAAGGAUGAUAAAUAAUUUAUUUAAAUAUUCACAGAAUGUAUAUUGAUAGAUUAUAAGUGUACUGCAAUAAUUUGUAUAUAAAAGUUCUUUUUCACCUAAUAGACAAAAAUAUUUUAUUAACUGUAUCUUUUGUUUGUUUCU